Paramecium tetraurelia is the source of this 492-nucleotide messenger RNA. RefSeq lists its product as uncharacterized. NCBI's taxonomy places the organism in Eukaryota, Ciliophora, Oligohymenophorea, Peniculida, Parameciidae. The transcript has a single exon. The record is from RefSeq and is a predicted model, not a curated record.
AUGUUGGAUAAAAACAAAAUAGAUAUAAAUUCUUACAAAUAAGAAAUUUCAAAUAUAGAAGAGGCAAUAAGUAUAUUAGAUAAAGAGAUAAAAUAUGAUAAGAAUGAUGAGAUGGAAUUUAUAUCUUCAGAUAACUAGAGAGAUUAAUUGCAAAAUACAUUUAAUUAAGUUUCUGAUUUUUAAGCUUAAGGUGAACAAAGUAAAGUUCUAGCUGGCUAAUAUUCAGGGGGUCUAAUACAUCAUGUUUACAUAGUGCAAUAUUUCUAUCUAGUUCCUAAAGAUGCAAAAAACCUUUAAGAUAUGUGUUAGAAAGACUUUAUCAAUAGUGAUGGGAAAAAAUACAGAGCAACAAUAGAAGGGGAGAAGUGGUAAUUUGAUCUUGGUGUGAAGGCUUAGCCUCAUAGAAAAAAAAUGGUGUAUUCGAUUUUAACAAAUUGGAAUUCAGGAUCUACUAUUCUUUGGUUUAAAAUCUAAAUACUAUACAUUAACUGA